Molecule: messenger RNA, 3748 nt
Organism: Sebastes umbrosus (honeycomb rockfish)
Lineage: Eukaryota; Metazoa; Chordata; Actinopteri; Perciformes; Sebastidae
Exons: 4
Coding region: 596-1297 (233 amino acids)
Source: RefSeq, a predicted model, not a curated record
AUAAAAUUGUUUGCUUGUUUUUUUCUCUUUAUAAUCUCAGAGGUUUAUUCAAGUUUUUAUCUCGUAAAUUUGUGAUUUCUUCUCCCCGUAAAUUAACGACUUUAAUCUCGGAACAUUUUGAUUUUUUUCUCAUAAUUAUUUUUUUAUUUUUUCCCGUUAAUUUACGACUUUAAUCUCAGAAAUUCUAAAUAUUUCCUCUCAAAUGUGUGACUUUAUAAUCUCAGAACAUUCCAGUUUGUAUUGUAAAUGUAAGACUUUGUAAUGUCAGAGUUGUUUUCUUGUGAAUGAGUGAGUUCAUAACGUAUUUAUAUUUUAGUAUUCCAGGUUGAUUGACCUCCCAGAGUCCCUUUAGAUCCGUGGUCUGUGAACCCGACAGCGCUGCCACAGCUUCCUGUUGCAGAGGGCAGGCGGCGGCGGUGGAUCCAGUUCACGUCCGGCCGUCAGACGUGUGAUGAAACUUUCUUGGUAUUUGUGGUUUCAGGUCUGAAAACAACUUCUUCACUCUGUGACAGAGGAAGUGAAGAACACUCUUCUCUUCUCUCUCUCUCCGUGAAGACAGAAGCACUUUCAGACGGGUCUCUUCUGGUCUCUGAUCAUGGAUCCUCUUUGGUUGAUCCUCUCGCUGGUUCUGGUGUCGUGUGCCGAGGCCGAGAUCCCGACCAAUGUCACGGUGGCAACGGGUCAAACCGCCACCUUGACCUGCUCGAAUGUCACUAAAGACGUGUACUGGUACAUUGAGAUACGCAGCCAGGUCAAAGGGAUCAUCGCCAGAACCUUUUAUCCAGGUCACAAUGGUGUCAGGUACUGCGACACCUUUACCAACCAAACCAAAUACAUCGCCAUGGGGAACCAGAUGAAUGUCACCAACGUCACAGCGGAGGAUCACAGGCUCUACUUCUGUGGCAGCAAGAUUAAAGGUGAAACCAUCACCAUUGUAGAAACGUUCCGCCUCCGUUCAGAUGUUCCCAUCACUCCAUCCACCAACGACUCCAACCAGCAGCAGCACAGCUGCACCAGAUGUCCGGGUCAGCUGGUCGUUUACGGCUCCUUCGCCCUGAACGGCGUCCUGGUCCUGGUGAUUACAGGGUUACUUUGUACUCUUCUGUGUUGGAAGAGGAAGAAGAACAACGACCAGGUGAAUGAGCCCUCACCUCUCACCUACGAAGACCCACAGACCCUGGAGACGCCUCAGUACGAGGAGAUCCAGCUGAGAUCCCCCCCGCCGGCUUCUCCUCCUCCAGAGUGUAUUUACUACAAAGCCCAGCGGCCUCGACCCACCACGUCUCCACACCACUGAUACCUGGAACCACUGAUACCUGGACUCCUGGUGGUACCUAGACGCCUGGACGGUACCCGGACGCCUGGACUCCUGAACUCCUGGACGCCUGGACUCCUGGACUCCUGGACGCCUGGACUCCUGGACGGUACCCGGACGCCUGGACUCCUGGUGGUACCUGGACGCCUGAACUCCUGGACGCCUGGACUCCUGGACGCCUGGACUCCUGGUAGUACCUGGACGCCUGGACUCCUGGACGCCUGAACUCCUGGACGCCUGGACGGUACCCGGACGCCUGGACUCCUGGUGGUACCUGGACGCCUGGACUCCUGGACGCCUGGACUCCUGGACGCCUGGACGGUACCCGGACGCCUGGACUCCUGGUAGUACCUGGACGCCUGGACUCCUGGACGCCUGAACUCCUGGACGCCUGGACGGUACCCGGACGCCUGGACUCCUGGUGGUACCUAGACGCCUGGACUCCUGGACGCCUGAACUCCUGGACGCCUGGACGGUACCCGGACGCCUGGACUCCUGGUGGUACCUGGACGCCUGAACUCCUGGACGCCUGGACUCCUGGUGGUACCUGGACGCCUGAACUCCUGGACGCCUGAACUCCUGGACGCCUGGACUCCUGGACGCCUGGACUCCUGGUAGUACCUGGACGCCUGGACGCCUGAACGGUACCCCCGACGCCUGGACUCUUGGUAGUACCUGGACGCCUGGACGCCUGAACGGUACCCCCGACGCCUGGACUCCUGGUGGUACCUGGACGCCUGAACUCCUGGACGCCUGGACUCCUGGACGCCUGGACUCCUGGUAGUACCUGGACGCCUGGACUCCUGGUGGUACCUAGACGCCUGGACUCCUGGACGCCUGAACUCCUGGACGCCUGAACUCCUGGACGCCUGGACGGUACCCGGACGCCUGGACUCCUGGUGGUACCUGGACGCCUGAACUCCUGGACGCCUGGACUCCUGGACGCCUGGACUCCUGGUAGUACCUGGACGCCUGAACGGUACCCCCGACGCCUGGACGCCUGGACGCCUGAACGGUACCCCCGACGCCUGGACUCCUGGUGGUACCUGGACGCCUGAACGGUACCUGGACGCCUGGACGGUCCCCGGACUCUGGUCCUCUCUGCUGUAGUAUUUAUAUUUGACCUCUGGUUGUUGUGAAUCCGGUCCGGAGCGCCUUAAACCUGCUCAGGAACCGGUUCCGGGCGGUCGAGCUGGAGUUGAUGAUCAUAAUGUUAUCGUACUGUUUUUUAAUUUAUUCAGAUCUUUUUGGGUUGUGUAUUUGUGUUUGUUCGUAGUUUGUUUGUCCGGCCCGGUGGAGUCGAGGUGUUGAUGCUCAGACUGCGAACCCAGACGGGUGUCGAGGUGUGAUUUGUGUAACGGCGGUGUGUCUGACAUCAGCUCGGCCUCUUGUGGCGUUCACUUCCUGUCUUCUAGUCAGAGCUGCGACCGCAGUCGUAUCCUCCCUGAGGCCGGGCGGUCGCUGCUGACAUGAGCUGAAGGAGUUUCUAUUGAACCUGCAUGAUGUCGUCUGUUUACAACGUUAAUACAACGUCAAUACAACGUCAAUACAACACUCUGUUUUUGUCCGUCUCUUUAACUUUUAGAUGACCUCAGAUCUUCAGACUGGGAUGAGUCAGUUACUGUAAACCACGUCCUGCUUCGUCAGCAGCUUUAAACCCUCGGACUGUAUUUAUGUUUUCAUUAUUCAGCAGUAUUUAAAUUAAACUUUUCAACUGUUUCCAAAGUGUUGAAACUUCAGGCUCGAAUCAUUAAAGUAAACAUCUCUAUCUUCCUCUAAUGACAGACCGAUAUUAACUACUACAGUCGGUGGGUUGUUGGUUCAUACACUGUGGUUAACUUAAUAAAGUUCCUCUAUUUAUUGACCUAAAUCUCAGUUCUGUAAAUAUUCUCUUAUAUUUUUGGUAGAAGAAAUUCUUCAGAGGAAAAUCCUCACCUGUCUUCAAAGAAAACAAAUUUAAAACUUUUUCAUUGUAACAAUUGAUCUUUUAAGAACAUAUUUACUGACAGUAGAGAUUAUUUCUAACAUAUAAAGGUCAAGAUUUCUAAAGUUAUCAUGACUGAAAUUAGGAUUUACAGUAUUUAAACCUUGUUUUUAAUGAUUCUGACGUCAGUAUAGAAGGUAAAGUCGUCGGCGUAUCGAGUGAUGCAACUAAAACUGUGAUAUUGGAGAUAAAACAGCCUUGAAGCUUUGGUAGAGGGAGUGAUCUAGGUUGUUUUUUCCUGUUUUCACGGUGGGAGGAGACUGACUGCUCUGUGGUCAGACGUUGGUGGAGGGUAAACCAGCUCACUUCUUCUUUGGAAACUGCAAAAAGCUUUAAUUAUCACACCUUUCUGGAGGUUUAUCUUCUGUAAGCUGCCAAGUAAAGAACGAGUUCCUGUAAUGUGAACGUGUGAAGAGGAGUGUUUGUUUGAUUAAAUCUGUUCCUGAGGA